AGCAUCUCAUCACGACCCUCAGUCUCUGAGUCUCUCUCUUGAUUCCUCUGCAGUUUCUCUCCGGUACCCCAAAAAGAAGAGAAUUGGUAAUUUCUUGGUCGAACAGACGCCAAAAAUUGAGUUUUCGUAUUAGGAAGUAGAGUUGUUGGCGGUUCAGCGAGUUAGGAUUUUGAGUUAGUUUCAGCACAGCGAGCAGCUUGUGAAGCUAUGGAGACUUAUAAGAGAUGGGUUAGAAGAAAUAGAGACUAUGUGCACUCCUUGGAGUCUCUUGCCAAUGGAUUGACAUGGCUUUUUCCUGAACGGUUUUCUGAGUCAGAGAUAGGACCAGAAGCAGUAACAACUAUAUUGGGCAUAAUUACUGCUCUCAAUGAACAUAUAAUCGAGACCACUCCAUCCCAGAAGGGCAUAGGUUCCCCAGAGCGUUAUUCGUUCCCUUAUUCAUUAUGUGUUUCUGCACUGAAGGACUUGGAAACCUUAGUUGAAGUUGUGGCACAACAUUAUUAUGGUGAUGACAAGAAAUGGAAUUUCAUUGCUAUAACAGAAUCUACCAAGGUCUUAGUUAGGUUAGCUUUGUUCCGGAACAGUGGAUACAAGAUGCUUCUGCACGGAGGAGAGACAUUAAAUGUUGAAGAACCUUCAAAUAAUUUGAGUUCUCAGCAUAGAACUGGAAAUCCCUCAAAGCCUGGAGCGCAUCAUGCUCCUGGUUACUUAAAAAAUAAAGUUGCACUGGACCCUUGGAAUCUAGAAGGAAGGGCUUUAUCUGCUUUGAACAGGCUCGGAGAAAAUGCUAGGAUGGUUUCUGAGCCUGCAUGGUUGCAGAGGAUUCAACAUCAGCAUGCAAUAUUGGAGGAGCAUAAAACUUCGGUGGUUGAGAGGCCAACCCUUUCGUCACUAUUGUCUAAGAAGGGUAUUAACGGGGCUUUAUUUGUGAUGGGAGAGGUGCUUUUUAUUACAAGACCACUUAUUUAUGUUUUAUUUAUCAGAAAAUAUGGAAUUAGAUCAUGGAUUCCUUGGUUUCUUUCCCUGGGUGUGGAUUUUAUGGGAUUUAGCUUUCUAUCACUAGUUACGAAUUCAAGACAUGGUGGAACAGACCAAAAGUUUCAUCUUUCUAUACCUGAAAAGGAUGAGUUGAAAAGAAGGAAACUUUUAUGGGCACUUUAUGUCAUGAGGGAUCCAUUCUUUAGCAAGUAUACGAGGAAAAGACUUGAACAUACUGGAAAGCUAUUGGAAUCUGUUCCUGUAAUCGGGUUCCUAACAGAAAAACUUACAGAGCUUGUUAUGGGAGCCCAAACACGAUACACUUAUAUGUCAGGGUCGUAAGAUGAAGAUCUUUAAGAAGUUACACUCGACAUUUUUACAUUCUGUAAGUGAAGUAAUCCCCCAGCUCGUAGGAUACGGGUUUGAAUUUUUGUUAUUCCGUAUUCUGUACCCAAGAUACAGGUGAAAUAUCAAAUGGUUGUUUCAGCUUGAAUUACCACUGUAUUAUUGAUAAAUAAGAAAUACAAUAUUUUUUUUUUCUUGAA
Pistacia vera is the source of this 1523-nucleotide messenger RNA. RefSeq names its product peroxisome biogenesis protein 16. The coding region runs from base 208 to 1320 and encodes 370 amino acids. The transcript is spliced from 8 exons. The record is from RefSeq and is a predicted model, not a curated record. NCBI's taxonomy places the organism in Eukaryota, Viridiplantae, Streptophyta, Magnoliopsida, Sapindales, Anacardiaceae. Gene Ontology annotation, biological process: peroxisome organization. Gene Ontology annotation, cellular component: peroxisomal membrane.